Molecule: messenger RNA, 465 nt
Organism: Saccharomyces kudriavzevii IFO 1802
Lineage: Eukaryota; Fungi; Ascomycota; Saccharomycetes; Saccharomycetales; Saccharomycetaceae
Gene: CUE4
Product: Cue4p
Exons: 1
Coding region: 1-465 (154 amino acids)
Molecular function (GO): ubiquitin binding
Source: RefSeq, a predicted model, not a curated record
AUGGGGAGCGCUGGAAAAACAUUAAAUCGGGACACAUUCACACACCCUCACUCACACGCAACACACACACGCACGAGAGGAACGGCUACACACACAAGGAAAAUGGACGGAUCGACUAUUGUGUUCGUACUGAUCAUGAUGUGCUUGUUCAUGUACACCUUGAAGCGCAAGAACGCUAAGGAAGCACCUACGCGGACUGUGCGGAAUACCAAACCGGCGGCCACAGCCGCCACCGAGAAGCCCUCUUCAGAGCCAUUGCCAGUGGCAGAACCAGUGCCGGAACAACGCGUCACCCAGUCGGACGCUCACGAUGUUAGCCGCAAGAGGCCCGUCAAUAACGACAUGGUUGAGAUCGUGAUGACAAUGGCUCCGCACGUCCCCCAGCAGAAGGUCGUGCAAGAUCUCAGGAGCACAGGGUCCAUCGAGCGCACCAUGGAAAACAUCUUCGCCGGCAAACUAGAUUAG